CAUGGUUGAUAAUCAUGAUGCAACAUGCGAAUACGAAUAUCAAUCACUGUUCAUUGUUGUUGGUAGAAUCAUAUUCCAAAAGAAUCGACCAUCAUGAAACGAUUAUUGGAUUCGUUAUGCGAUUUGAAUCUGUUAUUGAAUAAAAAAUUUCAAGUACCAACUUUUCAUGUACAUUCAUCGAAUAUAUCGGUGAUAAAAACACCAACAGAUUUCUAUGAAACUUUAAAGAGCCUAUCGGAUCAAUCCACGAAACGAAUUUGCAUAUCAUCAUUAUAUAUUGGAACAGAUCAUUUGGAACAAGAUCUAAUCCAAAGUUUUUCUCAGGCUAAAUCAAAAUCACCUGAGUUAAAUUUAAACAUUUUACUUGAUUAUAAUCGUGCUACACGUGAAACACCGAAACCGGAUCAACCCGGUUCAUCAAAAUCGAUUCUAUUACCAUUGAUAAACAAGGGAGCAAAUGUAAAUUUCUACCUCACACACGUAAAUAGUCGGCAUCAAAGAUUUUGGCAACGUCCAAAAUGGAAUGAAUUAAUUUCUUUGCAUCAUAUGAAGCUAUACAUUUUUGAUGAUAAUAUUGUCAUAAGCGGUGCAAAUUUAAGUGACCUGUAUUUUACUAAUCGUCAAGAUCGAUAUAUAUUGAUUCGUGAUACACCGGCACUUUGUGAUUAUUUUGAUCAAUUAAUUCAAACGAUUGGAAAAUUUUCACUCGAACUUAAAUCGAAUGGUGAUUUUCGAUUACAUGAUGAUUGGAAAUAUGACCCAAGAAGAUUUCUUCAUCGAUAUCUAUUCAAAAUGGAAGCUCAUAAAGCUAUAAGGAAAUUGAAUGAAAAUUUUCGAGAUAAAACAAAUUCCGAUGAUCAAACUGAUGUCGAUACAAUUGUUUUUCCAUUAUUACAAAUGAAAACUUUGAACAUUCGGGAUGAAGAAAAAUUCACCACAAGUUUAAUUGAUAACCAAUGGCCUGAUUCAACCCGAUUCAACAUAGCUACCGGAUAUUUUAAUCUAGUACGAAAAUAUCAAGAAAAAUUGACCGAAAAUCCACAACUACCACCAACAACAAUUCUCGUGGCUUCGGAAGAAGCUAAUGGAUUCUAUCAGGGAAAAGGUCUUUUACGUUAUGUGCCUUCUGUUUAUACAUAUUAUCUACGAAAUUUUCUCCGACGAAUCUCUACAAUGUCCAAUCCAAAUCAGAUUUCAAUACGUUAUUAUAAUCGAUCAAAAUGGUCAUUCCAUGGUAAAGGAAUAUGGCUACAAACACCCGAAUAUUAUUUAACAAUGGUUGGUUCCACUAAUUUUGGUUAUCGUUCCGUAUAUCGUGAUAAUGAAGCUCAAUUAGUUAUUGUCACACGAAACGAUCAACUGAGGAAAGAUUUUCAAUCCGAAUUUGUCAAUCUAGUCCAACAUAGCCAUACGAUUCGAAAUUGGCAAACAGAUCUACCACGAAUACCGUUUCUAAUACCAUUCAUUGCAAGCAUUUGUCGGACUUUAUUCUGAAACGGACUUGUUCGCAAGUAGAGUACAGUCUGUCUGUAUAGCUUUUUAUAAAUUGAAUAAUUGUAUUAAAUUGAAUUCAAUUAAAAAAAUCUGAAUGAAUCAAUGAAAUAUCCAUUAUAAAUAUGAAAUGUCCAUUUUGGGCAUGUCAACAUCAUCUAU
Molecule: messenger RNA, 1653 nt
Organism: Dermatophagoides farinae (American house dust mite)
Lineage: Eukaryota; Metazoa; Arthropoda; Arachnida; Sarcoptiformes; Pyroglyphidae
Gene: PGS1
Product: Phosphatidylglycerophosphate synthase 1
Biological process (GO): cardiolipin biosynthetic process
Cellular component (GO): mitochondrion
Molecular function (GO): CDP-diacylglycerol-glycerol-3-phosphate 3-phosphatidyltransferase activity
Source: RefSeq, a predicted model, not a curated record